Molecule: messenger RNA, 1753 nt
Organism: Sardina pilchardus (European sardine)
Lineage: Eukaryota; Metazoa; Chordata; Actinopteri; Clupeiformes; Clupeidae
Gene: mrps27
Product: mitochondrial ribosomal protein S27
Exons: 11
Coding region: 26-1288 (420 amino acids)
Cellular component (GO): mitochondrion
Molecular function (GO): protein binding
Source: RefSeq, a predicted model, not a curated record
CCCGUAACAAUAGUACUGUCUAAACAUGGCUGCCUCCGUCCUGCAACGCUGUCUGUCGUCUGUCAAAGUCGUCUCAAAAUGUGGAACUCAGACAUAUUUAGCCCGGAGGUACCUUCUGUCCCCUGCUUACACAGACAGCAAAAUAUGGGAAGAGCGGCGUUCAGAUCCUCAAAAUCUCGCCAAACUUGCAAAUCUGAUGGACAGAACAUAUGAGCGGAAAUUCCCGGUCAGUUCACUGGCAAUUGCUAGGUUUGUAGACAGUAUAUCCUCAAGAGAAGAAGUUGAUCAAGCAGAGUACUACUUAUAUAGGUUCAGACACAGCCCAAACUGCUGGUACUUGCGAGACUGGACAGUCCACAGCUGGAUCCGCCAGUGUAUAAAGUACGGAGCGCUGGACAAAGCCCUACACACCAUAAAGAAUAAGGUGCAAUAUGGAAUAUUUCCUGAUGACUUCACUUUCAAUUUAGUUAUUGACACAUUUCUUAAAAAUGAAGACUACCAAGGGGCCUGUUCUGCAGUGGAAGAGGUGAUGCUGCAGGAGGCCUUUGACCGUCCCACCACUCAGAUCCUCUCCCUGUUGGCCCUCAGCAAAUACCUGGCCCUCAAGCCUGAUCUCUCGUUGGAGGAGCAGAGAAAUGUGGGAGCAUCUCUACUUCUUGCUGGACUGAAGCAGGAGAACUCUGUUGGUGUGAGCGCUCAGUGCUUGGGCUAUGCACUCAUCGGGAAGAUGGAGAUGACUAAGGGAAUACAUGCAGUGUUCCGGCAGAUGCCCCUGAUGUGGACCCACGGCUACCUGGCACGGGCACUCGCUGUCAUGGAAACAGUGUCCACGGGAACUGGAGAUGUGAAAAUAUCCAAAGAUGUCCUGGACCGGGUGGAGUCUGUGCUUGAAGAGCUGUCUGCCCCAGAGGCCUGUGAAGGAGCGGAUCAGAGCUCUUCUGAUAGUGACUCUGAUAACGAGACGCCCAAGAGCAGCCUGGAUGAGGAGGAUGAGCAGGAGAGGGCAAAGCUCCCGGAGUACACGGCUAACUUUAAGGCCCUGCGUGCCCAGCUCCAGGCCUCGGGGAAGGAGGACGCCACCUCUCUGGAGGUCCUGGUCACCAGCCUGGCCCAGGGGCAGCUGCAGGCCGCCGAGCAGCCCGACGUGGAGCUGUACCAGCGCAUGGUGGGGGAGUGGGAGGCCGAGCGCUGGAUGCUCAUCCAGAAGGAGAAGGAGAGCAGGGAGAAGAUGGAGCAGAUCACACAGGAGAGGAAGGCUGCCAAGGCCGCCGCCAAGGCCACCGCUUAGAGGCUCUCAGACUGGGCAUGGACUGGACAUGGGAGUGGGCAUGGACUGGGCAUGGGAGUGGGCAUGGACUGGGCAUGGGAGUGGCUCAUCUGGCCAACGUCACUGUCAGAAGUCAACAAUGACAAACAGACCAGCUAUGGUCAGUUUAAGCCAUGGAAAAUUACAGUUAAUUAUGUAAUAGGAAAUCAGUGAUGUUCAGCAUUGCUGUGCCAGGCAUCUCACCAUCCUCCCACCGUACUGGCCUCUCUUAAAGCCAUACCGAAGGGACUGAGGAAUUGGGUGUUUGUUGUGACAGGCGAGCAAUACACAAUUGCAGCUGUAAGUAUGUGUCGUGUGACCAGGUGGUUUUGCUGCCCAGUGUGGUAUGAAUUGUGGUUGAAUAAAAAAAAUUGUGUAAAUAUACACAACACCGGUAAAUAAAAUGAAAUUAAAAAUCCUCUACCAAGAUCAUAUCUUUUGAGUUUA